AUUCAACAAAAUGAAGAUUGUGAUUCUUCUUGCCUGGCUUUUGGCCAUCAUUGUUCCUUUUGAGGCCCGCCCUGUAGAAAUUGAAAGCAGUGAACAAUGGCCAUUCCUAUUUUAUCCAUCACAUCCAAACUACCCAAUUCUGAGUGAUCCACCUCAAAACCAACCUUUAAACCUUUACUAUCCAAAGGAGAUAGUUGAUCCUCUAAUAAAGGCUUUAAUAGAACUAGUAAAUUAUAUUCCUGCUGGGUUUCCCAGACUCCCGGGGCCUCCAGGGCCAACAGGGCCUGAGGGGCCUAUGAGUCCUGUGUGGCCCAUGGAUUCUGAGGGUCAUCCUGAUCCCAUAAAUCCUGAAAACUUCCCAUGGCCCAUGAGUCCUGAGAGCACCCCACAACCCAUAAAUCCUGAGAGCAUCCCACAACCCAUAAGUCCUGAGAGCAUCCCACAACCCAUAAGUCCUGAGAGCACCCCACAACCCAUAAGUCCUGAGAGCAUCCCACAACACAUUAGUCCUGAAAGCCCCAUGGAGCCCAUGGAUCCUGAGUACCACCCCCAAGGCAUGUUUCCUCCUGAGGUCCCUGUGUAGAGUGGAAGCAAAAUCCUAUUUUGUUGAUUGAUUUUGUUGAGAUGCUGUUUGCAAGAUACCUAGAAGAGAUUUUUUUGUUUUUGUUUCUGGCACAGCUGAAUGAAUGACCCUGAAUUAGACUGACUUUUUAAGCUUUGCAAUGGUUCCUUCAAAUAAAUUUGACCAGCUUUA
Molecule: messenger RNA, 754 nt
Organism: Pantherophis guttatus
Lineage: Eukaryota; Metazoa; Chordata; Lepidosauria; Squamata; Colubridae
Source: RefSeq, a predicted model, not a curated record